CCCGGCGCGCCUUCGCGGGGAGGGUAGGCUGGGUGUUGCGGCCCGGCGGUCAGGGCGACCGAGGGGGAUCCUCCGUGCGGGCAGUGGGAACGUGCCUCGGAUCACCCUCCGUGUCACCGCUGCACGGGCCGGCGCUGACGAUGGACCGAGAGCCGGGCCGCGCGGCGGCUGGAGAGACCGAGGCGGCGGCCGCCGCGGCGUUCGGGGACGCGACUCGGCAGAUGAGCAGUGAAAGGGGCUUUGAGAAUGUGGAGCUGGGAGUCAUAGGGAAGAAGAAGAGAGUCCCGCGGAGAGUCAUCCACUUCGUUAGCGGGGAGACCAUGGAGGAGUACAGCACCGACGAGGAUGAAGUCGACGGCCUGGAGAAGAAGGAUGUGCUGCCCACUGUUGACCCGACAAAGCUUCCCUGGGGCCCCUACUUAUGGUUCCACAUGCUUCGGGCCGCCACCUCCACCCUCUCAGUGUGUGACUUUCUUGGAGAGAAGAUUGCAUCGGUUCUGGGCAUCAGCACCCCAAAAUACCAGUAUGCCAUUGAUGAGUAUUACCGGAUGAAGAAGGAGGAGGAGGAGGAGGAGGAGGAAAAUAGGAUGUCUGAAGAAGCAGAAAGACAAUUCCAGCAAAACAAGCGGCAGGCUGACUCCAUCGUACAGACCGAUCAGCCAGAAACAGCGGUGUCCACCUCAUUUGUGAACGUCAACUUUGAGAUGGAGGAAGACUGUGAAGUAAUUACGGAACGGAAGCAGCAGCCAGCCUCUGGCCCACCGUAGGACGAAAUGACAUGUAUUAAGUGUUACACCCUAAACGUCAAUCAGGAGCUUUUUACAUUUUGUUUAGUGGGACUGAAAACAACUAUUUAUAUUUUAAAUUAUUAAGGGAAAAAUCUUCAUUUUUAUGCUCUAUCUGUCACAGUCAGAUCUGAAGUUGGGAUGUUUUUAUUAUGGUAAAUUAGUGACUGCCCCACCCCUGCCUGCCCUGUGCUGGGGAGCAAACCCAGGGCUUCUUUCACACACACUAACCCAGUGCUCUGUCACUAAGCCCAGCACUUUGAUUUUAAAAUGAUCUUCUAUAAAACAAAAGGACAUUUAGUUAGGUGUGAUAACACACACCUUUAAUCCUAGCACUAGGGAGGCCUGUGGUUCUGUGUGAGUUCACAGCCUACCUGGUCAACAUAGUGAGCUUUAGCCUCGCCAGUGAGAUUCUGUCUCAAAAAACAAAAUAAAACAAAAACAGAAACUGAAAGCAUUGUACAUUAAAAAAGGACUUAAGUUGUUCAUUAAGGUUUUUGGUGUGGGGGCAUUUUUUUUUAAAAAAAGUAUUGAUAACUCAUCUUUGGAGCUAAUAAUAAUCCUAACAGCCCGGGAGUAAAGUUCCCUGUGUUUCACGCUUUGCCUUCCGUGCGUGUAACACACCUAACACCGCUUUCACACAGCGGUAGUCCCGCGUGUGAUAAGAGCAGACAGAAGCACUGUCGAUCGCUUUUUUUUUUUUUUUUGAGACAGGGUCCUCUGUGUCCCAGCUCUGUAGACCACGCUGGCCUCUAACUCACAGAGAUCCCCCUGCCUCUACUCAGCCACCACCCGGCUUUGUUGAGAGUAUUUAUGGAAAAGUGCUAAAUGUACUAAAGAUUAAGAUGGUUCUCAUUUUCACGGCUCGUCGCUCUCGAAUUUUCGGUAGUUAGUAGCUUGCUCUGAUCACAGAUUAACACUGGUCACUGAAUUUGGAGUUGUAGUCCGGCGUUGGUCCCCAGCGACUGCCCCAUGGCUGGCACCUUGGGUAUGUCAGACUUACUCAGCCCUUUCUGCACCACAGACAGGGUAGCGGGGAGAUGAGGAAUUGGUACCAGGUUGGUCUUGUUCACCAUUUUGAAGUCACAGCAGUGAGCUGGACCGUUGAUGUGAACCAGGUUCGGCCCUCUCUCUCCUUACUAGGUUACCCUUACAAAGUUGUGUAAUAUGAGUGUAAGUUAAGAAGUGUUCCUACAGAUGUGUUCAGAACCUUUUAUCUGUUUAACUUUGAUUUAUAACCAAAUGUGGAUAAAGAGAAAGUGGACAGUGUUCUAGAUGCUGAUCACAGCUUUUAGAAAUUACCUCUUAAACUAGCCUUCUAAGUAGCAGGGUGCCUUCUGUCUUCAAUGUGCUGCGCAGUGCAAAUAUGGACGGGUGAGCACACUGUCGAGACCUGCCAGUGGGCUCUCAGUAGGCUCAUCUGAAAGCCGGUUUUCUAACUGGAUAUUCAAAGUUUGAGUCAAAGUUUCAGUUGGACCGAAAUUUGUAAGGCUCAGCAAGUAUGGAGUCCUCCUUGGAGUUGUGACUGGUGAGCUCCCUUCAAGGGUGCAAACGACGUGACUUAGUCCUUAGAGGUUUAUCCUUAGCUUGUGUAACUAAGGCCACUAUCAGUUACACUUUACUAAAACCCAGUCUUAAGUUGCUCAAACAUACUGGCCUGACGUCUUCCUCUUGGUGCGGUGUCACCUCAGACACCUAGUCCUGAGGUGAAGGCGGGCAAUGGAAGGCGACCCACGAGAGCAUCUCUCCUGAAGCGCUAGUUCUCAGUUUACACCACAGCUAGUGAUUACAGUAGGCAGCCGACCUGCCAAGGCUCCGGGUUCCUCAGUUUACUUUUGCUGCUUGUUGGGCAGCAGCUGGUUUGUGAUGUUUGGAGUUAUUCACUGUGCCUUACGUUUUUAUACUUUGGUUUAUGCAAAUUAUAAAAUUUAUUACAAAUGGGUUAAAUGGUUGGUUUUAUUUUAAGCCUCUCACCUUUUCCUACUUUCCAGUCCUUUGUAGAAUUGUUUUCGCCUCUGGAUCAUAUCCAUGACAUUCUACCUUCCUCUGAGUUCUCUUUCUAUAAAAACUGAACACAAGCCAGGUGUGGUGGCUGUCUGCACUCCCAGCACUGGGAGGCUGAGGUAGGAUCAUGAGCUGGAGGCUGGCCUAGACUACAGACUGAGAUCCUUCUAGUUCAGCAACAAAUAACAACCAAAACCCCAUAAAACAUGAGUUAGUAUGAUGAAUUAGUAAAUUCCCUAACAAAAACCUUUUAACAAAAGGUACAGUUUUGUAAAUGUAACUUGAUAAUGGUUAAUAAAAUAGACAAACUUUCACACUUGUGAUUUUAAUGAAAGCAAGACAUUUGCUUGAAUACUUUUUUUUUUUUGAAACACCAUCUUUU
Molecule: messenger RNA, 3171 nt
Organism: Arvicola amphibius (Eurasian water vole)
Lineage: Eukaryota; Metazoa; Chordata; Mammalia; Rodentia; Cricetidae
Product: signal recognition particle 54 kDa protein
Exons: 5
Coding region: 141-767 (208 amino acids)
Biological process (GO): SRP-dependent cotranslational protein targeting to membrane; SRP-dependent cotranslational protein targeting to membrane, translocation
Cellular component (GO): cytosol; signal recognition particle, endoplasmic reticulum targeting
Molecular function (GO): ATP hydrolysis activity; 7S RNA binding; endoplasmic reticulum signal sequence receptor activity
Source: RefSeq, a predicted model, not a curated record